Boleophthalmus pectinirostris (great blue-spotted mudskipper) is the source of this 3017-nucleotide messenger RNA. RefSeq names its product solute carrier family 7 member 14a (gene slc7a14a). Gene Ontology annotation, cellular component: plasma membrane. Gene Ontology annotation, biological process: amino acid transport; transmembrane transport. The record is from RefSeq and is a predicted model, not a curated record. Gene Ontology annotation, molecular function: amino acid transmembrane transporter activity. Lineage: Eukaryota; Metazoa; Chordata; Actinopteri; Gobiiformes; Gobiidae. The coding region runs from base 228 to 2510 and encodes 760 amino acids. The transcript is spliced from 10 exons.
GCGCAGCGAGGGACGUUUGCGUAAAGUAUUUUGCAGAUGACGUUCUUCUUCCUCGUGUCUGGAAAAACUGAGAGCACGUCCCACUGAAAACGGAUGCAGACGUAGUGAAUCUGAUCUUCUGUUUGGAUAAUAUUUUCUUCCCGCCUCUAAGGAAACCCCAUAUCACCUUAUACUAUCUGUGGAGGCCUAUUCCGUUAUUACAUAGGGACCUUAGACAUUUUUCCAACAUGAGUGGUCUGGUCAGAAAACUGGACCCGAGGAGGAUACAAUGGGGGUCAGCCUGGAACACUUUCACUUCGAGGAUUCUGCGGACCAAACCGGUGGAGUCCAUGUUGGAUUCGGCCAUGUCCGGCACAGGCGCCCAUGGGACCAAGCUGGCCAGGGUGCUGUCGACGGUGGACCUGGUGUCUCUGGGCGUGGGCAGCUGUGUGGGCACGGGCAUGUACGUGGUGUCCGGGCUGGUUGCCAAGGAGAUGGCCGGGCCCGGGGUCAUAGUGUCCUUUAUAAUCGCAGCUGUGGCCUCCAUACUGUCCGGUGUGUGUUAUGCAGAGUUUGGGGUCCGCGUGCCUAAGACCACCGGGUCAGCCUACACUUACAGUUACGUGACGGUGGGCGAGUGCGUGGCCUUCUUCAUCGGCUGGAACCUGAUUCUGGAGUAUCUGAUCGGCACGGCGGCGGGGGCGUCGGCGCUCAGCAGCAUGGCCGAUUCGCUCGCCAACCACAGCAUCAGCAACUUCAUGAUCUCACACGUGGGGGCGCUGCAAGGACUGGGUAAAGGUGAGCAGUCGUACCCAGACGUGAUUGCGCUCUUCAUCGCUCUCCUCGUCACCAUCAUCGUGGCUCUGGGGGUAAAGAACUCUGUGGGCUUUAACAAUGCUCUGAACGUCAUCAACCUCGUGGUGUGGAUCUUCAUGAUGAUCGCCGGCCUCUUCUUCGUCAACGGAGAGAACUGGGACGAGGGGCGCUUCCUGCCUUUUGGGUGGUCCGGGGUGAUGCAAGGAGCAGCCACCUGUUUUUAUGCUUUUAUUGGGUUUGACAUCAUCGCCACAACAGGAGAAGAAGCCAAGAGUCCCAACACGUCUAUCCCCUACGCCAUCACCGCAUCACUCAUCACCUGCCUCACCGCUUAUGUGUCUGUGUCUGUGAUCCUGACCCUGAUGGUGCCGUACAGCGAGAUCGACGCAGACGCCCCGCUCAUGGAGAUGUUUGCGCAGCACGGUUCUAUGUUUGCCAAAUACAUCGUAGCAGUGGGCUCCAUCGCCGGACUCACCGUGUCUCUGCUCGGCUCUCUGUUCCCCAUGCCCAGAGUUAUCUACGCCAUGGCCGGGGACGGGCUGCUCUUCAAGUUCCUGGCUAAUGUGUCUUCAUACACAGAGACCCCCGCUGUGGCUUGUGUGGUCUCUGGGUUCCUGGCCGCUCUGCUCUCUCUCCUGGUGAGCCUCAGAGACCUCAUAGAGAUGAUGUCCAUAGGAACGCUUCUGGCCUACACUCUCGUGAGCCUCUGUGUCCUGCUGUUGCGUUACCAACCCGAGAGUGACAUCCACGGCUUCGUCAACUUCCUGUCCGAAGAACAGAGCAAAAAACGCAAGGAGGGAGUUUUGGCCGAAUGUGAAAAAGACGCGUGCUCCCCGACCUCCGAAAUGGACGAGUACGGAGGCCCACCCACCAACACGUGCGGCGCCAAAAACCUCCCUUCCCUGGGUGACAACGAAAUGCUAAUCGGAAAACCGGAUAAAAACGCUUACAACGCCAGCCACCCCAACUAUGGCACAGUUGACAUGACGACAGGGAUCGAGUCGGAGGAGACGGAGACGGGGAUGGCCAGGAGGUUGAAGAAGCUGAUUGGUCCGCGGUACUACACUUUAAGGAUCAGGCUGGGUCUACCGGGGAAAAUGGACCGGCCGACUCCAAGCACCGGAAAGACUGUUACGAUCUGUGUGCUGCUGCUGUUUGUCUUCAUAUUCGCUUUCUGCUCCUUCAUCAUUUUUGGCUCCAGCAGUAUUGGCGAGGGAAGCUGGUGGGCGUUACUGCUUCUGACCUUCUUCAUUUUGGUCUUGGCCAUCCUAAUCAUCAUCAUCCUCCAGCAGCCGGAGAACCCCAAACGUCUGCCGUACAUGGCCCCCUGCGUGCCCUUCGUCCCCGCGUCGGCCAUGUUAGUCAACAUCUACCUCAUGCUCAAGCUCUCCGCCAUCACCUGGAUCCGCUUCUCCAUCUGGUGUCUCGUGGGGAUCCUCAUCUACUUUGGCUACGGCAUGUGGAACAGUACUCUAGAGAUCACAGCCCGGGAGAACGAAGCCCACGCCUCCACGUACCAGCGCUAUGACCAGGGCGUGGACGAGGGCUUCUGCGGCUUCGACGAUGACUUCUACCCCCCCACCACGGGAGACACAUGGGACGGCCAGCAGGGGGGGCCAGAGAGCCACACCAAACCCCAGAGUGAUGGGACAAAAGAUGGAGGCAGGACCAUAGCAAAUCAUGGACUCGCUGAAGAAGACCCCCUAGAUUUCUGAUUGGACUGUGUCUCUAUGAAUGUACUGCCUCGUCUGCUGCCUGUGGGAUCAUGGGGGGAGGGGAGGGGUGUGCGUGUGUGUGUAUGUGUGAGUGUGUGAGUGUGUGUGAAUGAUAGUGUAAGCAUGCAUGCAUGUGUGUUGUUCUUCAUGUGUUAACUGGCUAUGGAGGACCAAAAAUGACUCAAAUAAUUCAUUAAAAACAUGUAAAGCAAAACAUUAUGACCACAGGGGACAACAUUUUCAAUAUUAAAAAUGAUCUCUUUGUUCUGAGGAUUGGUAGGAUAUUGCAAAAGUGGCUAUGCAACCUGCCUGUCUCCAUGGAAAUGUUGCUUUGCCUGGAAUGUUCCAGAGCAUGGCAUUAAACUCAUAAGCAUUUGUAUAGCGGGUGUUUGUCAUGCUCAAAAUAACUUAGAUUUUACUGUGAGUGGAGUUGCCUGGAGAUGAACAAUGAUGCCAUACAUUCUAAGCAAUUUUGUAACUAUGGAGACAGGCAAGUGGCAUACCAUC